AUGAAGCCUACUGUUUCGACUGAUGCCAAAGCCGACCGGAGCGAUGCACCGUCGCUCGCCAAAAGCUUCGACCGUGGGGAGGAUGAGGAGAUAUCGAUGAUUUUAAAUUUCGCCGAAACCGAAGCCCGGCAGAAGCUGGCCAGCUUUCCGAAAUCGUUACGAUUGGUGAUCAGUCCCGACUUACAGGCGGAGCUCGGUUUGGAGGUUGGAUCGACCGUUAGCCAUGAGCACCCGUGGAAGGAAGUCAAGAAGGAAGUGCUGGAGGACCAUCUGCCGGGCAAAACGCCGGUGCAGCGGCAACUGAAGGACCGCCUGAAGGACGUCGAGCCGGGGAAGCUCAUUCUGGUCGGCUACCUGGCCGACCAGGGCGCCGAGGAUGACGACCUGUUUCUGGUGUUCACAGACGCGGCCGAAACACGGGACGCCCGGGAGCUGAUCCGGCACCUGGAGCUCACCGAUCGGCUGCGGAUGGUGGCCGACAUGCGGAAGCAGCACCGUCGGUGGGCUACGGGGGGCAGCGAGCGAGAGGUCGAAAGCUUCCUCACGUACCGCCGCACGAACGUGGUGAACGUCGAGUCGGAGAGCAUCUUCGUGGCGCAACGUCCGAGCACCCGCCGGCAGUUCCAGCUGCGGCUGGUAGCCGACGCCCGGGAUGGCUACGUCGAGCUGGUACCGAAAGCAAAGUUCCACAACAUCGUACGCAAGACGGUCGACUUUGGUGUGCAGUUGCGUCCGAAGAAGCUGCACCAGCAUCAGCAAACCGACCCAACGUUUCCGACGAACGCCUGGUCGCAGUACCUCUACGAGAUAGGCAACAACGACGACCGGGGCGAUGCAUCGGGCACGGUUUUGACCUCGGCGACGGUUCCGCGGAGUGGUGCCCGAGCGGAGCCGGAUAGAGGCGAGACCCUCGACCUCGGUAGCGGGGGCGGAACGGCCAGCGUUCAUGUAGAGCAACUGUUCGAGACGCUCGAGUUCAGUCAGAUCGACAUGUACCGGAACGAUUACCCGAACAUAGCGGGGCACCGCCGGUCCAUCGCCAAGUACGAGGUGCCGCUGGUGGAGGAGGUGAUGUGUUUCAUGAGCCAGGCGACUACCGCCAACCGGCGCCGUGUCGUGUCGGCCACCGAGUGGCACCCGACCAUACCGGGGACCUUCGUGGCGGCAUACGUACAGCACCAAACGGCGAGCACGGUCGCGACGAAGAUGCCGCCCGCCGCCGCCGCCGCUGCCCACUCGCAGGAUGACCACAGCACCCGGUUGGUGUUCGAGAAGUGUCUCGUGCUGGCGUGGAACUUCGAGGAGUCGCUCGUGCCGCGGCUGCGACUGGAGUCGCCGCGCGAAGUAACCGCACUGUCCUUCUGUCCGUACAACGGGCGCGUGCUGGUUGGGGGCCUGUCCAAUGGGCAGCUCAUCGUGUGGGAGCUGACGGACGCCGAGUUAGAGCAUACCGGUCCGGCCAUCGGCUCCAGAGGUCACCACCACCAGUCGACCAGUGCACAUUCCUACCGGAACGAAAUCAAAACGAUUCUCGGCAACGCGCCACCGGCAGCGCCGCCGAGCAGUCGGGCUAGGGUCGGUCCGGCGAUGGCCAACGCCGGAGCACCACCGCCACAACCGUGGCACGUGCAGCCGGUGGGCCUCAGCACGCUGGAGCGUUCGGCGCGCCGACCGAUCACCGUGAUCCGGUGGCUCCCGCCCGGCUACCAGUGCGCCAGCACGGGCCAGGUGCGGCCGAACGGGCCGGACGAAAAGCCGGGCCGCUUUCUGCUGACCGCGGCCCUGGACGGAACGGUGUGCUUCUGGAACCUGGACCAGCUGGCCCCCGGGGGCGCAGGAGCUCAAGCGCAUGGAGCCGGAGCCGCGCUCAACCCGCUGUUCCGGGUGCGGUGCGAGCAGCCAAUCGUGGAGCUCGCGUUCAACGACAGCCGGACACCGCCGGGUGGCGAUGGUGCUGCCGAUGAGAGGGAGCAGCAGCAGGGAGCAGCGGGUGCGACCGAGUGCCGGAUGUCGUUCAUAGCGGGCACCGCGCUCGGUGGCCUCCUGUGGGGCCGGUGGGACGGCUACGAGUACGACCAGGGCACGGUGGUGAACGAGGAACCGUUGCGCCAGCGGGAACCGUUCCCGCCCGUCCACGAUGGCCCGGUGGUGGCGAUCGCACGCAACCCCUUCCUCCCGAGCGUCCUGCUGACGGCCGGGGGCACCGUGCUGGCGCUCUGGUCGACCUGCCACCGCCAGUCGCCAAUCUUCUGCCGCCGCAAGCAAAGCCCCGUGACGGCCUGCGCCUGGAGCCUGGACCGCCCGUCCGUGUUCUUCGUCGGGCUGGCCAGCGGUGACCUGGAGAUCUGGGAUCUACAAAUUCGUAUCUCGUCGGCGUGCGUGAACCUCACGGUGGGCGCCAACGUGCUGUCGAUCAUCACGCAGCACCCGCACGGAAGUGGCACGGCACAGCGCCAUCUGGCGGUAGCGGACGGGAACUGCAUCGUUCGGUUGCUGAGCCUGCCGGCCGUGUUCGCGGAGCAGCGGCCGGCCGAGCGGCGCCGCUUCCGGCAGCUGAUCCGCACGGAGCUCACGCGCAAGCACGAGCAGGCGGCCUGGGUCCAGCGGUACUACGAGCAGAACCGGGCGCAGAUCGAGACGAAGCUGCGCGCGGAGCGGGAGGCCCGCGAGUUGGCCGAGCGGAUGGAGGUGGAGCAGCAGGAGCACAACGACUUCCUGCGCCGCCAGGCGAUCGAGGAGGUGAUGAAGAAGGCGGUCCGGGACGCGGCAAAACGGAUCGACCUAAGCCGCCGGCUGGAGGGUUUGUGGCGCUCCCGCUACUACCUCGCGCUCAUCCGCACGGUGAUGGCCCGGCGCCACCUGAGCCCGAGCGCGCUCGCGAAUCAAAUGGCCCCGGAGCGCGAACGGCGCCUGUACGACCAGCACAAGCGGGCCGCCAUCGGCGAGAGUCUGGCGGCGGCCGCCGACGGCUACCGGCGGGUGGAAGCGGCCCUCCAGGGUGGCUCAUUCCGUGGCGGCCAUUCCGUGCUGCAGCGGACCGGUGGUGGCCGGGACGACAUCGCCGGGGCCGGCGAUACGAUGGCGGACCGGUUUCGAGAGGAGCUGGUCGACUAUCGGCGGGUGAGUGGCGAGGCGAAGGAGGUGCUGAGCAACUUCCAGUUGCCGCUCGAGCUGCACUGCUUCGCGAACAUCAUGUCGAAGGGCCGGGCCCGCCACGAGCUGGUGCUGACGGAGAUGCGCGACAACCGGGAGCAUCUGCAGGCGUUCCUACAGAAACGCGCCCAACGCCGGCAGGACCUGGCCUACGGAGCGUCCAAAGACGCCGCCAGUGGGGGCGACGGUGAAGCGGCAGGCGGAUCCCGGCUGCCCAGUGGGGCCGUGGGCGAUGCUGAACCGCGGCCCGCGCCAGAAGCACCGGCUGCCGCAGCCCACGUGGCGGCUGCCAAUCUGCAACGGGCCCGGUCCGUCACGUUCAUAGACGAUGUGCCACUGACUACGACACCCGACAAAGGACCGGCCAACGAUGCGUGA
Molecule: messenger RNA, 3531 nt
Organism: Anopheles bellator
Lineage: Eukaryota; Metazoa; Arthropoda; Insecta; Diptera; Culicidae
Product: dynein axonemal intermediate chain 3-like
Exons: 4
Coding region: 1-3531 (1176 amino acids)
Biological process (GO): inner dynein arm assembly; cilium movement involved in cell motility
Cellular component (GO): inner dynein arm
Molecular function (GO): dynein light chain binding; dynein heavy chain binding
Source: RefSeq, a predicted model, not a curated record